Molecule: messenger RNA, 1740 nt
Organism: Aspergillus chevalieri
Lineage: Eukaryota; Fungi; Ascomycota; Eurotiomycetes; Eurotiales; Aspergillaceae
Exons: 1
Coding region: 1-1740 (579 amino acids)
Source: RefSeq, a predicted model, not a curated record
AUGGCUCAUCCAGGUGUCCGGAGUCUGCUGGCCAAAUUCGAAAACAACAGCAGCCAAAACAAUGUCUCGUCUCCACCCUCCCGCGGUAGAUCUCCCACUUCCGAGAACUCUGGUUCUGCAAGGCCACUUUCCAAGGUUCGCGCGAGCUUUGUGGCUGUUGACAAAGCUGCUCAGUCGCGGACCUCGAGUGACCUUCCCGCUUCUCCUGCUCGCGUCAGGAGCUUCAAUUCGGAAGAUCUGGAUACCACCGGUAGCCAGAAGAGCGCGGAAUCGACUUCUCCUACGACAGCCAGUGGCCUAGGUAUCGCCACUCCGGCGGAGUCAUCGAAACAGGAAUCAGGAAACUCAUCGCCGCAGAACGCCAGUUUUCCAGCAUCCAAGGCUGACAAUGCGCCGACACCAGAUGAGAAGCCCAGCCCCGCGAGGCAGGAGGCGCAGCCUGCAUCGAAUGGCUCAGCUGCGCCUACUCCCAACGAGUCGUCUCGGAAACCAACCACUACUUCCAAGACUGCCACCAAGCAACCAUUGAACUCCCGUCAGUCCACUGCCGCCAGAUCGUCCCCCGCAAGGUCACCAACCAAAGCGCGCACGGAGACGUCGCCGGCCAAACCUGCUACUCGUGCAACCAAACCCGCUACCUCCAAUGAGCCGACUAAGAGCGUCGCCUCCAAGUCAAGCCGCACAUCUCUAAACACCGCCACCAAGGCACCUUCGCGACCUAGUCGUCCUUCAACAACCCCCGCGCGUGAUGCAACCAAGACAACCGCCGCCUCUCGCGCUUCGACCAUCACUACCACCAACACCACCAAGCCUGCAACCAAGUCGCCAACCAGGCCCGCUCGCCUCCCUGCCGCUGCUACCGCGCCGACCCAAUCAGCUAAAUCGAAGGGUACAGCAACUACUAUAUCGGCUGCGUCGCGCAAACCACCCACCUUGAAGAACGGAACUAGCGCGCGUUCAUCCACGCCAACUGCUUCUAGCGUUCGCAAGCAAACCCCUCGUGGGUCGCCGCAGAGCCAGUCGUCUAGCGAGCGGCCAGGCUCGCGAGCGAGCAGUGCCAGUUCCAGGCCGGUUGACGAAGGAUUCCUGGCUCGCAUGAUGCGCCCAACCGCUAGCUCUGCCAGCAAGACGCAUGAAAAGGUGGACGUCAAGAGCCCUCCUAAAGCAUCCAAACCGAUCCAAGGCACAAAGAGAGCCGUACCUAAGACCAAUGUCCACUCGAAGAUCCAGGGAGCCAAGCCCGCAGCUAAAGCUGCAACUAAGCCUAAGGACGAGAACAGUGAGACUAUUUCGACAGAAGGGAUUACCAAGAAGCCAGCAGAGUCUAUUCCUGAGGAGUCUGCUCAGCCAGUUGAGAAAUCUGCUGCUCCUGAGAAGCUUGCUGAGGAGCCCAAGGAGUCAAAGGAGCCCGCCACAGAGGUGGCUGAGGCAUCCCCUGCCCAGGAGCCUUCUGUCCAGGAGCCUGUGACCGAGUCCAACGAUGCCCCGACCGAAGCGCAGCCUUCCGACGAGGCACCCAUCGAGACCUCUAUUGAAGCCAAGCCCGAGGAACCCACUGAGCAGCCUGUCGACACCCCCUCUAUCCCCGAGGAGGUCACUACUGAGCAAACCGUCCCCGAGGCCUUCCUCAAAGCUAAGGAGCCUGUCGCUGAGUCUCUUGUUGAAUCUCCAAUGGAGAAGUCGGCUGAGAACACUGAGGUUGCUACCCCGGCAGCCGAGGUCGACGUUGAGAACAAAUAA